AUGCUCGGCGACUUCAUCUUCAGAUCAGCGCACCCAGCAUAUCUCCUUACAUCAAGAUGUUGCCACGAUGCCAACGGACAAUAUACUUGCGGAUAUACCGACAGAUCAACUGGUACUCAAGCUUUCGCAAGAGCUUGCCGCUCGUGUGAGAAAUUGGAGAAAAGGGGGGAGACUGUGGAACAAUGGAAUUCCUCAUUGAAAGAAUAUCAGGCCAUUGGCUCCCCAGAAAAUCCUGUCGCCAACACCACCCAGCCAAGCGCCACAAGCUCUGCGUCCGAAGGAAGUGAAGCUAAGGAUGAGGGUUCUAUUGCAGGCGACUACAUCGAGAUUCCAUAUGGAUACCUCCUCGAUGGUGAGGCGCCCUCCAAAGACGCACGCUUGCUCGUUUCACCGCAGUACAGGGAUUGGGCAUUGCUGGCAUACCAGCUAAUGGUCGCUUUCCCUUCCGGAAUUUUUGGUCAUCAAGUCAUUUACAAGAUCUGA
Molecule: messenger RNA, 483 nt
Organism: Hyaloscypha bicolor E
Lineage: Eukaryota; Fungi; Ascomycota; Leotiomycetes; Helotiales; Hyaloscyphaceae
Exons: 3
Coding region: 1-483 (160 amino acids)
Source: RefSeq, a predicted model, not a curated record